AUGGAGUGCCAGCUCCUGCCCGUGCUGCUGCUGCUGCUGCUGGGGGCCUCUGGGCGCCGAGGACAGGGUCAGGGCCCCGAGGAGCCGCCCCCCGAGGAGGACGGGGUCUUGGUGCUGACCCAGCACAGCUUGGACAGGGCCCUACAGGAGCACCAUGCCCUGCUGGUGGAGUUCUACGCCCCGUGGUGUGGGCACUGCCAGGCCCUGGCCCCGGAGUACAGUAAGGCAGCUGCCGUCCUAGCAGCCGAGUCGGCCAGGGCCACACUGGCCAAGGUGGACGCGGCCGCAGAGCCGGAGCUGGCCAGGGAGUUCGGUGUGACGGAGUACCCCACGCUCAAGUUCUUCCGUGAUGGGAACCGCACCCACCCGGAGGACUACACAGGGCCCCGGGAGGCCGAGGGCAUCGCGGAGUGGCUGCGGCGGCGGGUGGGGGCCAGUGCCACCCGGCUGCAGGACGAGCAGGGCGCCCAGGUGCUGAUCGACGCCCGGGACGUGGUGGUGGUCGGAUUCUUCAAGGACCUCCAGGACGAGGACGUGGCCACCUUCCUGGCCCUGGCCCAGGACGCCCUGGACAUCACUUUCGGCCUCACUGACCGGCCACAGCUCUUUCAGAAGUUUGGCCUCACGGAGGACACCGUUGUCCUCUUCAAGAAGUUUGAUGAGGGGCGGGCCGACUUCCCGGUGGACACAGAGCUGGGGCUGGACUUGGGGGACCUGUCCCGCUUCCUGGUCACCCACAGUAUGCACCUGGUCACAGAGUUCAACAGCCAGACGUCCCCCAAGAUCUUCGCCGCCAAGAUCCUCAACCACCUGCUGCUGUUCGUCAACCAGACGCUGGCUGCACACAGGCAGCUCCUGGAGGGCUUCCGGGAGGCAGCCCCUCCGUUCCGGGGACAGGUGCUGUUCGUGGUGGUGGACGUGGCUGUGGACAACAGCCACGUGCUGCAGUACUUCGGCCUCAAGAGCGAGGCGGCCCCCACCCUGCGCCUCAUCAACAUGGAGACCACCAAGAAGUACGCGCCGGCGGCCGGGGAGCCCAUCACGGCGGCAGCGGUCACCACUUUCUGCCGCGCUGUCCUCGGCGGCCAAGUGCAGCCCUAUCUCCUGAGCCAGGACGUCCCCCCUGACUGGGACCAGCGGCCAGUGAAGACCCUCGUGGGCAAGAACUUCGAGCAGGUGGUUUAUGACGAGGCCAAGAACGUGUUUGUCAAGUUCUAUGCCCCGUGGUGCAGCCACUGCAAGGAGAUGGCCCCGGCCUGGGAGGCGCUGGCUGAGAAGUACAGGGACCGCGAGGACAUCGUCAUCGCGGAGCUGGACGCCACGGCCAAUGAGCUGGAGGCCCUGCGCGUGGCCGGCUUCCCCACCCUCCUGUACUUCCCCGCGGGGCCGGGCCGCAAGGUGAUCGAAUACAAGAGCAGCCGGGACCUGGAGACCUUCUCCCAGUUUCUGGACAGCGGGGGCGAGCUGCCUACCCCCACCGAGGAGCCUGCAGCCCCUGUGCCGGAGCCACCGGCCAAUUCCACAGUGGAACUCAAGGAAGAGCUGUAGGCAGCCUGGCCCCCUGCCACCCCCCC
Messenger RNA from Lepus europaeus (European hare), 1574 nucleotides. It is a transcript of the gene PDIA2, whose product is annotated as protein disulfide isomerase family A member 2. Gene Ontology annotation, biological process: response to endoplasmic reticulum stress; protein folding. The record is from RefSeq and is a predicted model, not a curated record. The transcript has 11 exons. Gene Ontology annotation, molecular function: protein disulfide isomerase activity. Gene Ontology annotation, cellular component: endoplasmic reticulum. Bases 1 to 1548 code for a protein of 515 amino acids. NCBI's taxonomy places the organism in Eukaryota, Metazoa, Chordata, Mammalia, Lagomorpha, Leporidae.